GCGCGCUGCAGACACCUGGACUGAGCUGCACGAGCGGCCAGAAGAGUCAGUCCCACAGCUGGAGACAACACUACUUCACACGGACUUUAUUUACUGAUAGACUGACUAUUCAACCUGACUUUUGAGCGAAACGAGACAGGAGCAUCAUGAGCAGAAGAACACGACGCUGGAUAUUUCACAUUUUCCUUUGUAUCGGAAUAAUCUACUUAAAAAUGGGGCGGUUCUCCACCGUGCUGGCGCUGGGAGCGAGCAUCAUAUGUAACCGGAUCCCGGGUCUGGCGCCCAGGCAGCGCAUCAUCUGUCAGAGCCGGCCGGACGCGCUCAUCGUGAUCGGACAGGGCGCACAGAUGGGGCUCAACGAGUGCCAGUUCCAGUUCAGACACGGCCGCUGGAACUGCUCCGCGCUCGGAGACAGGACCGUCUUCGGGAAAGAGCUGAAAGUGGGCAGUAAAGAGGCAGCGUUCACGUAUGCCAUCAUGGCAGCAGGAGUGGCUCAUGCCAUCACAGCCGCCUGCACGCAGGGAAACCUCAGCGAAUGCAGCUGUGACAAAGACAAGCAGGGCUUCCACGGCCACGCCGACGGAUGGAAAUGGGGCGGCUGCUCGGCAGACAUCCACUACGGCCUGGGCUUCUCCAAAGUCUUCAUGGACGCUAGAGAGAUCAAACACAGCGCCAGGACACUUAUGAAUCUACAUAACAACGAAGUAGGCCGAAAGGUCCUGGAGAGGAACAUGCGGCUGGAGUGUAAAUGUCACGGUGUGUCUGGAUCCUGCACCACCAGAACCUGCUGGAUGACCCUCCCCAAGUUUCGCGAGCUUGGCUACAUCCUGAAAGACAAAUACAGCCGCGCCGUUCAUGUGGAGCCGGUCAAGGCCACGCGCCACAAACGACCCACUUUCCUCAAGAUCAAAAAGCCCUACUCGUACCGCAAGCCCAUGGACACAGAUCUGGUGUACAUCGAGAAAUCACCCAGCUACUGCGAGGAGGACCCUGUGACCGGCAGCGUGGGCACUCAGGGCCGGGUGUGCAAUAAGACGCUGGUGCACCAUCCCAACGGCUGCGACCUGAUGUGCUGCGGCCGCGGAUACAACACACACCAGUAUUCACGCGUCUGGCAGUGCAACUGCAAGUUCUUCUGGUGCUGCUACGUCAAAUGCAACACUUGCAGCGAGAGGACAGAGGUGCACACAUGCAAAUGAGCGAUGCCUAUGGAUCUUUUGACCUAGUUUAUGAGAGGAUCUUUCAUCCUGACAUUAAAAGAUGACUUAAUCAGGUGGCAUCUGUUCUUUUGAUCAAGACCUUACAUCAGACAUCCUUCCUUCACUUUAAAGGAAGAUCAUAAAGUUUUGUCUGGAGAAAGAAUUGCUUGAGAAGGAACACGGGACCAAAAAGUGUAAAAUACUAUACUUUUGAUGCCACUCUCUGCGAGUGUUUUUUCAGUCUGCAGGAAGCUGUUUGGAUUAAAACAAGGCUCUCUUGUCUUCUACCUGCUGUAAAACCCAGUACAACUAUCUGAAUCCUGAUUUUUACCAAUGGAGCUACUGGAUCAUGGACGUCUUGCAGGCGUGAAAGUGAAAUUAACAGAGAUAUUAACAAAUAGAGCAAAACAUCAUGGUUCCAGAUGUAAGCUGAGGUUUUAAUUUUAUAGUUUAAGAACAUUUCUAAAGAGAAAAUUAAUCAAGGAAACCAAGGAAAAUAAUGCACGAUCACUGUUGUGCUCUCUUGUUAAAUUCAUCCAAACUGAUUUUAUUUAUUUAUUAAAAACAAUGUUGUUAACUGUAAUUAAUGAGACUCUGGGAAGAAAUAGUGGAUCUGCAUCUCUUGAUGAAUACACUGAGAUUUGUAUCUUCUGAAAGUAUAGCUUUAUUAGUUUACAUAAUGCAUUGUUAUAAAAAAAACAAAAAAAACAGGCAAUAUUUUUUUCGAUGAGAAAUUUCCUAUAUGCUGCUAGUCUGGAAUAAUCACAUUCGCUGUAAUAUUAAGAAACUACUGACCACAAGCUUUUUGAAACUGGUAUAGUGAUGAAUCCAGAUGUAGAAUUUACACUGAAAAUAUUGAGUAUAUUUUGUGAAAGAAUAUUUUUAUAUGAAUGUUUUAUUUAUACUUUGCCAUUUCUGAAAACCACUCCGUUUGCAUUAUGCAGUAAUUUUGACUUGUGGGUGACAAAGUUGGAAUGUGGAUGUUAAUGAUUAAAGUCAAACCUAGAUCUCAUGCAACCAUGGCUAUGUUGUUAGUAGUGUUUGAUAGUGGUAAGCAACACUAUCACUAGUAUCACUUCUUUAGAUUUAGUGAUUUGAACAAACUAAUAACUUUGUGCAACUGAAAUGAAUGCUUCUUAAAAUCAUGCAGCAUGAUGAGCAGAGGUUCGCUGGUUCAAAUUGAUGGUGGGCAAAUCAUGAGACCUGAACCAUAUCUAGAGAGCAGAACAUUACAGACAGAACAGCACAGUGUUGUGUUUGAGCUCAACACUUCAGCAUCUGCACUGGACAAAUCACAUAAAACAACCUAGCAUCGCACAACACAAGUUGACAAGACCAGCACUCACUCAAUUUUGUUAGUGGUGUUAGUGUUCCUCAUGUGUGAUGCCGCCACAGUUUGUCUUGUUGAAGAAUUCAGCCUGAAUAAACAUUACACAACAGUAAUUCCCACCAGUGCUUUGUUUUGGACAGUAAUUCCAGCUCCUCGUGUAAUUGAUGAGCGCAGGGAGUGUUAUUGUGACGACUUGUUCAAGUGGGCGGAGCUGGAGUUGUCAGGUGAUUGAUGACUUGGACAUUUCUUCCAUUCAGUCCUUUGCUGUUAGUUGCUAAACAACUCCAUUGACUGCUGCGAAAUGUCAGCUAGUCACGCAGGCUAAGUCAGCUAGCGCUUACACGUGAUAUCGUUCAGCUUUCGCAAAAACAUACACACGUGGAUAUUAUCAGGAAGGAGAACUGCUAACACAAGACAUUACUAUCAAGAUCAUAGUGAAUUAAUUCAGCAGAGAAGUGGAGAGAGUUUCUUCAUUCUGGUCCUGUCAUCGAAACUCAAGCUUCUGUUUGUUUUUGUGAUCUAGCAAUU
This is a messenger RNA of Carassius gibelio (silver crucian carp), 3057 nucleotides long. RefSeq names its product protein Wnt-7a-like. The record is from RefSeq and is a predicted model, not a curated record. Bases 147 to 1199 code for a protein of 350 amino acids. Lineage: Eukaryota; Metazoa; Chordata; Actinopteri; Cypriniformes; Cyprinidae. Gene Ontology annotation, biological process: multicellular organism development; canonical Wnt signaling pathway; positive regulation of JNK cascade. The transcript has 4 exons. Gene Ontology annotation, molecular function: frizzled binding; cytokine activity. Gene Ontology annotation, cellular component: extracellular region.